This is a messenger RNA of Penicillium daleae, 1767 nucleotides long. Its product is annotated as glutamyl-tRNA(Gln) amidotransferase subunit PET112. NCBI's taxonomy places the organism in Eukaryota, Fungi, Ascomycota, Eurotiomycetes, Eurotiales, Aspergillaceae. The record is from RefSeq and is a predicted model, not a curated record. Gene Ontology annotation, molecular function: glutaminyl-tRNA synthase (glutamine-hydrolyzing) activity. The transcript has 4 exons. Gene Ontology annotation, biological process: mitochondrial translation; glutaminyl-tRNAGln biosynthesis via transamidation. Bases 1 to 1767 code for a protein of 588 amino acids.
AUGCUCCGGCCAUGGCCCAGCGGCGCCGUCCGCAUCCUUUGCCGGGUCAAUCGGCCAUUCCUGGCUCGCCCCCAUGUUAAUGCCGCUCCUUUCAUCUUGACGCGCAAUCUUCAGUCCGCCGCUUCAACAGACCGCGUCCCCCUCCGCAAGCAGCUUAAGCAGGAGGCUAAAGCUCUCAAGGCACAGAAGAAGCUGCGCAAAGGGUCCGAGGAGGCCUCAAGGCAAGAAUGGGAGUUGACAGUGGGUGUCGAAAUCCACGCGCAACUGGAUACUGAAGCAAAAUUGUUCUCUCGUGCCCCGACGUCUACGAGUGAGCACCCCAAUUCCAAUGUCGCCUUGUUCGACCUUGCCUUCCCGGGCAGUCAGCCGGAAUUCCAAGCCGCCACCCUCCUCCCAGCCCUCCGCGCCGCCAUAGCCUUGAAUUGUCAGAUCCAGCCCGUCAGUCGAUUCGAUCGCAAACACUAUUUUUACCAAGACCAGCCAGCUGGUUAUCAAAUCACACAGUACUAUGAGCCGUUCGCACGAAGUGGAUAUGUGGACCUAUUUGACUACGAUGGCAUUGCCCCGGAGGAUGGCGAUCGGGUCCGCGUGGACAUCAAGCAGGUCCAACUAGAGCAGGAUACCGCCAAAUCCCAAGAAUACCCGCCCGCGACACAGCUCCUCGAUUUCAACCGCGUCUCCCAUCCGCUGAUCGAGAUCAUUACCAUGCCGCAAAUACAUACCCCUGCGACCGCUGCCGCCUGUGUUCGAAAACUCCAGGCGAUUCUACAAGCAUGUGGUGCCGUGACAACGGGAAUGGAACUGGGUGGACUGCGUGCCGAUGUCAAUGUCUCGAUCCGCCGUCGCGGGGAGGCCCCGGGGCAGUGUCAAUAUGAUGGGAUCGGUGGACUGGGUCAGCGCACGGAAAUCAAAAAUCUGAGCAGCUUCAAGGCGGUGGAAGACGCCAUUGUCGCUGAGAAGAACCGCCAGAUCGCGGUCCUGGAGAGCGGCGGUGUGAUUGAAGGUGAGACGCGUGGAUGGACCAUUGGCAGUACCGAGACACGCAGGUUACGAGGGAAAGAGGGUGCGGUGGACUACCGCUACAUGCCCGACCCGGAUAUUCCCCCACUGGUGAUCGGACAAGAUUUGAUUUCCAGUUUGGUGGAGUCGUUGCCAACCUCCCCAGAUUCCCUCGUGGCGCAGCUAACUGGCCCUGAAUACGGUCUCUCGAUCGAAGACGCAAAACCGUUGAUUGAGCUGGAUAACGGGGCUCGGUUGGAGUAUUACCAGGAUGUGGUGGAUAUUCUCCGGUCUCUGCACCCCGACCAGGAACCCCAGACCCAGGCGGCUCUCACACGAAUGGCGGGGAAUUGGGUUCUCCACGAGCUCGGCGGGCUUUUGACCAAGGCGGACCGGGCCUGGGACGACCAGAUUGUCCCGGCCCGGUCAUUGGCGGAUAUCGUCGAUUAUCUCCAGCAGAAGCGCAUUACAGGAUCUAUUGCGAAGCAGGUUCUGGCAGCCGUGUUUGAUGGCGAUCGGCGACUUGUGCCACAGCUGCUGGAGGAAGACAAUCUUCUGCUGCGGCCGCUGUCUCGUGAGGAGUACGUGGCACUGGCCGAAACGGUUCUCGCGCAAAGGCCAGAGAUGGUUGAGCAGAUCCGCAGCAAGAACCAGUUGGGUAAAAUGGGCUGGUUCUUGGGCCAGAUGAUGCGCUUGGGGGAGAAGGGCCGCGUUGAAGCACCCAAGGCCCAGGAGAUCCUCCACGAACUGAUCCUAGGGAAGCAGUAG